AACCUCUUCUUCUUCUUCUUCUCCUUUUUUCAAUUUCAAAAAAAAAAGAAAGAAAAAACGAAUCAGCAUGGCCAUGGCUACGCACUUCACCUUCCCUUUCAACUAUGUUGUUUCCGAAGGCUCUCGUGGAAGAGGAAGUUUCGUCCGUAAGCUGGUCAGAGCUGUAGCCUCCGGUGAUUCAGUGGCUCCGGCCACGUCGGAAGAAUCAAAAGUGAAAUUGGGUGGCUCGGAUUUGAAAGUGACAAAGCUUGGGAUCGGAGUCUGGUCUUGGGGUGAUAACAGCUACUGGAAUGAUUUCCAGUGGGAUGACAGGAAAUUGAAGGCUGCUAAAGGUGCUUUCGAUACCAGUCUUGACAACGGUAUUGAUUUUUUCGAUACCGCUGAAGUUUAUGGUUCCAAGUUUUCUCUGGGUGCUAUAAGCUCUGAAACUCUUUUAGGAAGAUUCAUCCGUGAGAGAAAAGAGAGAUAUCCUGGAGCUGAGAUUUCAGUUGCAACCAAGUUUGCUGCAUUGCCAUGGCGAUUGGGUCGUGAAAGUGUUAUCACUGCCCUUAAAGAUUCCCUUUCCCGGCUCGAGCUUUCAUCUGUAGAUCUCUAUCAACUCCAUUGGCCGGGACUAUGGGGGAAUGAAGGAUAUCUUGAUGGUCUUGGGGAUGCUGUUGAACAAGGACUUGUCAAGGCUGUUGGUGUUUCUAACUACAGCGAGAAGCGGCUACGUGAUGCAUAUGAAAGACUCAAAAAAAGAGGAAUUCCUCUGGCCUCAAAUCAAGUCAACUACAGUCUGAUAUACAGAGCUCCUGAGCAGACUGGUGUAAAGGCUGCUUGUGAUGAGCUUGGAGUUACGUUAAUUGCAUAUUCCCCCAUCGCUCAAGGUGCUCUAACUGGUAAAUACACCCCAGAGAACCCACCCUCAGGUCCUCGGGGUCGCAUUUAUACGCGUGAGUUUUUAACAAAGCUUCAACCCCUGUUGAAUAGAAUCAUCACAAUUGGUGAAAACUACAGCAAAACGCCCACACAGGUAGCGUUGAACUGGUUGGUGGCACAAGGGAACGUGAUACCCAUCCCAGGAGCCAAGAACGCAGAACAAGCCAAAGAGUUUGCGGGAGCGAUAGGUUGGAGUCUGACAGACAAUGAAGUGAGUGAGCUACGGUCCCUGGCCUCUGAGAUAAAACCCGUCAUUGGUUUCCCUGUUGAGUAUCUCUGAACUCUUAAACACUCUGUUUGUAGCAUUUGUAAAGCUUAAAAGUUACAAUAUGAAUUAAAAGUAGUACAUAGAUGAUAGUAAACUGUUGUAAUACUAUGCAAAUAAAAUCUCUUUGCCUCU
Molecule: messenger RNA, 1321 nt
Organism: Arabidopsis arenosa
Lineage: Eukaryota; Viridiplantae; Streptophyta; Magnoliopsida; Brassicales; Brassicaceae
Source: the annotation of a GenBank genome assembly